Messenger RNA from Penicillium argentinense, 2211 nucleotides. RefSeq lists its product as uncharacterized. Gene Ontology annotation, biological process: positive regulation of transcription from RNA polymerase II promoter by galactose; DNA-templated transcription. The record is from RefSeq and is a predicted model, not a curated record. Gene Ontology annotation, molecular function: RNA polymerase II cis-regulatory region sequence-specific DNA binding; zinc ion binding; DNA-binding transcription factor activity, RNA polymerase II-specific. Gene Ontology annotation, cellular component: nucleus. The coding region runs from base 1 to 2211 and encodes 736 amino acids. The transcript is spliced from 4 exons. Lineage: Eukaryota; Fungi; Ascomycota; Eurotiomycetes; Eurotiales; Aspergillaceae.
AUGUUCCACACCUUCGAGGGGUUCGAGAAUCCCACAGCAGCCUCGCCUGCCCGAAACCGACCUACUGAGCGACGCGAGUCUGUCGGUCGCCGAGUAACAACGCUUCGUGCCUGUACAUCAUGUCGACAUCGUAAGAUCAAGUGCGACGGCGAGAAGCCAUGCGAAGCCUGCCGAUGGUAUAAGAAAUCCGACCAGUGUCAUUACUCGGACCCUCGACCAUCACGAAGUUACCAAAGACACGUCGAGAAAUUGUCGACCACGCUCGAUGAAUAUCGCAGUGUGCUAAGCAAGCUGUUCCCUGACCUUGCUCCCGAGUCCCUGGUCAAUUUAUCUCGAGAGAAGUUGCUCGAGUUGACAGGGACCUACGACAACCUUGAAUCUCUCCAAAGCAUGCCAGAAGAGCUGGACGAUAGCCGCCACACUAGUUCAAGCGAUCUAGUGGAGGGUGUAUCUGAUGAUGUGAAUGCGCUUUCACUCUCUGCCCGGCAGCCGUCAUCCUACCUGGGAGUCUCCUCCAUUCAGGCCGUCCUCAAAGUCAUAGUCUGGCUGGAUCCAGGCUGCGCGGCAUACUUUGCCCGAACGCCAACCCGUGGCCAAACUUGCCUGGAAUAUGACAUCCAGCAGGUGUGGCAACAUCAACAGCCUGUCACCCCACCUCAACCGUCGAUACCUCCUACCGAAAUGCAAAUGCUUGAUGCAUAUUUUCUGUACUUCCACGCCUUCGCACCAUUGAUCGAUGAGCAACACUUCCGCGAAACAUAUAUGUCUGGUCGUCGUAAAGACGAUCAUUGGCUCGCACUACUCAACAUUGUGCUCGCCCUCGGCUGUGUAGCGGCCUCAACGCCCGACGACCCUACACAUCAAACAUACUUCCUUCGUUGCAAAGGCCAUUUAAGUCUGAGCUCUUUGGGCAGCUCUCACAUUGAAACCAUUCAGGCGCUGGGGCUGAUUGGGGGUUGGUACUGUCACUAUAUAAGUCAACCAAAUCUCGCAUAUUCUCUUAUGGGUGCUGCCCUGCGCAUGGCAGCUGGGCUGGGUCUACACAAGGAGUUUGCAGAGAGCCGUCAGACACCCAGCCCAUCCAAAUUUGCCUCGAUGGACCUCAAGCGACGCGUAUGGUGGUCACUCUUUGUGAUGGACACUUGGGGAGGUAUGACCCUUGGACGACCCAGUAUGGGCCGCUUUGGACCGAACAUCACCGUGAAGCCACCGAACUGCAGAGACAAGGAAAAUAUUCUUGAGAUUCUACCUCUCGUGGAAAACAUUCGUUUCGCCAAGAUCGCAACUCAAGUCCAGGAAUCGCUGGCUGCUGCUCCUCUUGUCAAACACCAGGAGAUGUCCCAUGCCGAUGCACAACUACAAGAAUGGUGGGAGAAUCUUCCACCAGUUUUGAAAGACCACGAACCUUGCACCGAAUCUGUUUGUACCGUUCGAACCGUGAUGCGUUGGCGCUACUACAACCAACGCAUGCUUCUCUAUCGCCCAACACUACUCAGCUACGCGAUGCGUCGAGUACCAUAUAUUGCCCUCCGCGCCGAAGAGCGCACCGCUAUCCAGAAAUGCCGCGAAGUUGCCGAGCUCUCAAUCCAAAACAUUGCUGCCACCGCACAGCUUAACCAGCUUUGCGGAUGGAAUGCUGUCUGGUGGACCUUCCAGGCCUCUCUAGUGCCGCUGGUCGGCCUCUUCCUCAAUGAUCCCACUGCUGAUGAUCAUCGCGCCACAAUCGAGUCUUGUCAGGCACAGGUUGAAACCGCCAUGACGACCCUUGCUCGGAUGCAGGCUUUUGGACAUACCGCGAAGCGAUCACUCGAUGCUGUCUCUCGCAUUUACGAAGCCAGCAAACGCGGUCAGGAUCUUGCUUCAGCGAGCAGUGCGUCUGGCUCCCUGCCGGGCAACCUCUAUCCGGUCAGUCGGGAGAUGAGCUCGAUGUUCUCUCCACCUGAGCCAGCGCGCAUGGCGAUGUUUGGCGAGAGCGGCGUCGCCGAUCCACUUGCCACCCCUUUCAUGGAUGACAGCGGCCAGUACUUGUGGGAAUACCUCAGCUGGAGUGAUAACACCAAUGUCUGGCCGGGGUUAUCAGACCUUGAUACUCGGAGCGAAGCCAUGGCACUGCUCACGCCGGACCAUGAGAAAGGGCCAAAGUUCGGUACACAGCCGUAUUUCGAGCCAAUGCCGGACUCGUACUUCACAAAUGCGCCGCUUUACUAUUGA